Octopus sinensis (East Asian common octopus) is the source of this 1330-nucleotide messenger RNA. RefSeq names its product uridine diphosphate glucose pyrophosphatase NUDT22. Bases 144 to 1073 code for a protein of 309 amino acids. Gene Ontology annotation, molecular function: GDP-mannose hydrolase activity. NCBI's taxonomy places the organism in Eukaryota, Metazoa, Mollusca, Cephalopoda, Octopoda, Octopodidae. The record is from RefSeq and is a predicted model, not a curated record. The transcript is spliced from 3 exons.
UUUACACCGUAUUUCUCAGUUUUCAUUAAUAAACAUGCUGUCGGUUUACUUAAAUAUAAACAAAAUUUACAAAUAACGGAGAAUGAAUUUUAAAAAAUAUAUUUACAACUUUCACCUUUUGUUUUCCUCCUGAAAUCAGAACUAUGGACCCAGAUAUUUCAAUUAUUUUCCAAGCGACAAAACAUCUUAUAAAACAAACUGAUUGCCAUGUAUUCCUGGAAUCUGAUUUUAAUCGCCGUCCUCUUCCAAAUCAGUUAGAAGAAGAAAUAAACAAUGUUUGGAAAAUAAGGCAGUCGAAGAACAUGACUUUAUAUAAUGGCACCAAGUUUCGUGUCCAUGCUGUUUUUCCGUCUGUAGAUAAAAAAGGAGUCAAUUUACAAUUAGGAGUUACUUGUUAUAGAGACUUUCUCGGAACCAACUGGUCGUUUCGGUCCCAACAUCUGCAAACUGUUGGCCUCGCCCUCUUUGGUAAUUCUCAAGCCUGUAUGUCAGAUCCUUUGGGCGUUGGUUCGUUGUUAUUAACGAGCGAUCAAAGAAUUAUUCUCUUAAAACGUAGCCAAAACUGUGCCGAAGCCCCUGGUCUGUGGGACAUACCUGGUGGACAUGCGGAACCUCAGGAAUUGGUUGGGUCUGUGACAAUGGAAAAAAUUGAUGUAGAAUCUAUGUCUCCUGCUGCUGUUGUCAAAGAAUUGUAUAACUCUGUGGUGCGAGAGAUAAGAGAUGAAGUAAACAUUCCAGAAGAUACGCUUUUGGAACCAGAACUGAUGGGCGUUGCAAGCAAUUUGACAAGUGCUGGCAGACCAAGUUUGGAGUUCUUUGUAAGAUGCAGUUUACCCUCAUCCAAAGUAUUACAGUUGUAUCUUCAAGGAAACCAGAGUGAAGCAGAUGAAUCAACACAUAUCCAGUGCCUUUCAGUUAAUGAUGUCUUGAAGCUGCAAGAAAAUAACAAACAGCUCUGGAGUCUGUUGGCGCCAUCAGCAAAAGGAUGUUUUAUUCUUUUCAUCAACAUGGUUUUAAACAACGUUUUAACACUGAAUUCCAAUAGCAGUAUUACCAAUUCCAUUGAGCCUUAAUGUCUUAUUUACCAUUAUGGAAUACAAUGGCAUUGCAUAAAAUUCAUUGUUAAUCUUGGUUCCAAAUUGGGGACAACAGUUUAAACUCUGGUCAUUUUUACCAAACAACACACCUCUCUGUCUGUUUCAAUUCAUUUUUAAAAUAUUGAAUUGAAUGGGUUUAUCAAAAUAACUAAUUUUUUCCAUUGAUGGUUUUCCUAUGCAAAUACAACUAAAUAAAAGAUUUCUACAUGACAUUUUGAUGGAAAUCUUACUGA